Messenger RNA from Microdochium trichocladiopsis, 942 nucleotides. RefSeq lists its product as uncharacterized. Bases 1 to 942 code for a protein of 313 amino acids. The record is from RefSeq and is a predicted model, not a curated record. The transcript is spliced from 2 exons. NCBI's taxonomy places the organism in Eukaryota, Fungi, Ascomycota, Sordariomycetes, Xylariales, Microdochiaceae.
AUGUCGCUCCCGGCGUCGCCCGCGUCGGCACCAGCCAGUCUCCCGCUCACCACGACAAUCGCCGCCAGUGUCUCCUCGACCCGCACCGGCAACCGUUCCUCGUCCACGCCCCACGCGGCCACGCCCCGCGCAGUCACGACGCCCUUCGUCCAGCGUCCCGAGUGCGCCAGCCGCUUCAUCACGACAGAGUUCGUGCACACCGUCAGGCACUCGUCCCUCUCGACAACGACCCGCGUCACCCUCUUCGUGUCUGACACGCACGGCGGUGGCAGCGAGUGCGCCGGACAGCCCGACGGCUCGUCCUGGUCCCCGGCCGUCUGCCCGCAGAGCUGGACAGCGUGGAACAUGGGGCCCUGGGUCAUUAACCAAGUCGAUGCCGAGGGAAAUCAAUUCUCGGCAGUCUGCUGCGCCAGCGGAUACAGGCCAAUGGACGGCAGCCCUUACACCCGCGAUGACUGGGACCUGGACGCCCUGCUAGAUGACUGGUCAGGCAUAUGCACGUCCGGCGGCCGCGGGAGCGUUGAGCUGACAGCAGCAGCACCACCCAUCACGCACACCGUCUCCAACUUGGACCACGUGAGCGUGCACCAAGGCCUGUUUAUUGCCUGGAGGCAGCUCGAUGUGUCGAGUCUCACACCGGCUCCGCCGUCGCUCGGUCUUUGCACAGCCGCUGCCCUCGCGAGCUGGGCGCCCGGCCUGCCCGAUGACCCGGCGCUCGCCGCCCUGGGUGUGUGCGCCGCGCCUGAAGAGGGUCAUGAUGCUCAAAGUGGCUAUCUGCUCCUCUUCUUCGCCAUCGGCUUGCCCAUCGUUGCUGCGGGCCUCAUCGCGGCGUUCUGCACGUGGUUCUGGUGCAGGCGGGCGCGGAAAGGGAGGGCGGCGGCCGCCACCGCGCCUGUACAGGUCGACGUCGGCGUUGACAAGGGUGGAGCAGGGACAGAGUAG